This is a messenger RNA of Thermochaetoides thermophila DSM 1495, 1659 nucleotides long. RefSeq lists its product as uncharacterized. The record is from RefSeq and is a predicted model, not a curated record. Bases 1 to 1659 code for a protein of 552 amino acids. Lineage: Eukaryota; Fungi; Ascomycota; Sordariomycetes; Sordariales; Chaetomiaceae. The transcript has a single exon. Gene Ontology annotation, cellular component: membrane. Gene Ontology annotation, molecular function: acetylglucosaminyltransferase activity.
AUGCGAAACCCGAUAGCAAGAGCCAUAUUUCUGGCCGCUCUUAUGCUUUGCCUGGGCGCUCUGUUUCUACAGACUGAUCUCGACGUCCGCGAAGCCAUUAAGAAGACAGCCGCGUCGGCGAAGGAAGUCAUCGUCGCCCAGAGCCAGCGUAUCGGCAAUCCAGAGGCUGGAUGGGGAACGAGAGUUGAUAUCUCCUUGCAGCAGGAUGAAGAGCGCCGCGAGUUGGCAAUGGCACAAGCCACCAUUCUUAACUCAUCAAUUCCUAUGACUUGCGACUACGACAUGGAAAAACUCAGACGUUGGCGGCAGCAGUACAAUUUGCAAGAGACCUUCGAGUAUAUGAAACGGUAUAUUCAGGUGUUUCGUGAGAACAUUCCUAGAAAGUCGAUUACGAAUGUCGACGAGAACUUCCUUGCCCAGGACUUCAAGCUGGUCAACAUUAAUGAGCAAUAUCCUGCGGAGAUGUGCCCACCGCCGCUCAUUGCUCCAGUCUCAAAGUCUCGAUUUCCAUCGACUGUCAAUGCAUCAGACUUCAUGUUUGGCGUCUCUACCACCUACAAGCGGUUCACGGAUCCACGCACAAGCCCAGUCAACGAAUGGUCGUACUGGCUAACUGAUGGAUAUGGACACUCAAAUGGUGGAAAGCUGGUUUUACUCCUUCUGGAUGCGUCUGAUGAGGACCUCGAAAACGCGUACAACAAGCUCGCGAACCUCGGCAUCGAUGUUGAUGUGUACCGUUCCGACCCAAACCAGAUCAUGGCCGUGCGUUACCUUGCACUUGUGCCUAAAUUGUAUAACCAUCCCGAGAGGUCACGCAAAAAGUGGCUUGUCAUCUGCGACGACGACACAUUCUUCCCCUCGUUUCACGCCCUCUCCGAUCGCUUAAGACAAUACGAUUACACGCAUCCUAUGUACAUUGGAACUCUGUCUGAAGAUGUAAACAACAUCCAACGUCAUGGGUCACAGGCAUUCGGCGGCGCUGGUGUCUUUCUGAGUGUGCCCAUGGCCGCUCUUGUCACAGAAAAGUUCGAGUCUUGCAAGACAGACGAUAAAAUUCUCGAAGCGAAUAGCGGUUGGGGCCCACAAGGCGAUAUUCUCCUUCGCAAGUGCAUUUACGAGAACUCCGAGAUUAAGCUGACCCUCCUUCCCGACCUGUGGCAACUUGACCUAAUGGGAGAUCCUUCUGGCUUCUAUGAGUCUGGCAUUCAGCCUCUGUCUUUGCACCACUACCGUGGCGGCAUCUGGCAUGUUGCACACCCCUGGCACUACACCAAAGUUGCCUAUGUCUGCGGCGAGGAUUGCACAUUCCAACGGUUCCGCACGCCUGAUAACUUCAUCAUUGCGAAUGGUUUCUCUGUUGCACAGUACCCACAAGGCAUUGACUUCGACCUCGGACAGUUUGAAGGCACGUUCCACGCGGCCCCCGAGGACAAAGGCUGGAACCUGGAUUUCGCUAUGGGGCCACAGCGGCCGUCGUUGCACCGCACUGGACGUAAGAUCUCGUGGGACCUACAAGAAGCGACGAGGAAUGAUGACGGGAGUGUCAGCCAGGUGUAUGUGCGCAAGGGGGACGAUUGGCGUUGGGUUCGGCCCGAUGGCUCGCCGAUGAGGGAGAAAGACGGCAUUGUGGAAUUGGUGUGGUUGCCCGAUGAGAGAUAA